GAGAAAGCUGAGUGGAUUGAGGUGACACCGCAAAUGCUUGGUUAUUCGCCGCGUAAAAGCGUCUCGCCUCCAGCCAAGAUUAGCACUAUCGGAAUUCACUUUCAGUCCCCGGACCUGAAUGUGCUUUAUUCAGCCCUUGAGGAUAGGCUUUCGGCCAGCGUGCACAAGGACUCCACCGAAAGUCAUCAGACUCCGCAAACGCCUCUGGACUCUACAGAACUUUCCAAACCGUCAACCCUCCAAGAACCCUGUUACACCCAGUUUGGCGAAUGGGCCAGUCGUCCUGAAAUUUCAGAGUAA
Molecule: messenger RNA, 300 nt
Organism: Dibothriocephalus latus
Lineage: Eukaryota; Metazoa; Platyhelminthes; Cestoda; Diphyllobothriidea; Diphyllobothriidae
Source: the annotation of a GenBank genome assembly